Molecule: messenger RNA, 1815 nt
Organism: Talaromyces proteolyticus
Lineage: Eukaryota; Fungi; Ascomycota; Eurotiomycetes; Eurotiales; Trichocomaceae
Product: putative alpha-glucosidase/alpha-amylase
Exons: 9
Coding region: 1-1815 (604 amino acids)
Biological process (GO): oligosaccharide catabolic process
Molecular function (GO): alpha-amylase activity
Source: RefSeq, a predicted model, not a curated record
AUGAGCUAUGAGCCAAGUAUCAUAGAAAAACCGGCCUUGCGGCCCCCUGCAGACCCAUACCAAACAGGCAAUUUCGACUACGAUCGUGCGUGGUGGCGCGAGUCCAUCGUCUAUCAAGUAUACCUUCAAUCAUUCAAGGAUGGCAAUAAUGACGGAAUCGGAGAUUUCGUGGGAUUAACGAGUAAAAUCGACUAUAUCAAAUCGCUCGGGAUUGACGUUAUAUGGGUCUCGCCGUAUUUCAAAUCGCCGUUGAAGGAUCAAGGAUAUGACAUUGCGGAUUAUUAUUCUAUUAAAGAGGAGUUCGGAACGGAUAAAGACUUUGAGAAUUUCGUGAAUGCUGCUCAUGCUCGGAGUAUGAGGGUUUUGAUGGAUGGUGUUUUCAAUCAUACAAGUAAUGAACACCAAUGGUUCAAAGAAUCCAAGUCAAGCAAGGACAAUCCUCGUCGAGAUUGGUAUAUUUGGCGUCCAGCGAAGACAGGAGAGACCGGGAAAAAAGUGCCGCCUAAUAAUUGGAGGAGCUUAUUUGGGGGCUGUGCCUGGGAAUGGGAUGAUAAAACUCAGGAAUAUUAUCUACAUCUAUUCUCCAGGGACCAGCCUGAUUUGAACUGGGAUAAUCCAGCUGUGCGACGCGCUAUUUAUGGUGUAAUGCAGCACUGGCUUGAUAGAGGCGUUGACGGAUUUCGCCUUGAUGCUAUAAAUGUAAUUUCAAAAGACCCCAAUCUUCCAGAUGCACCAAUCGAAGAACCAGAUCAACCGUAUCAGAGUGCCAUUCAGUUUUUCAACAAUGGACCAAAUAUCCAUAAAUACCUCAAAGAGAUGCACGAAUACGUUCUGAGCAAAGGAGACAUGUUCACUGUCGGCGAAAUGCCCAUCUAUGUCAGCGAGCAGGAGGCAAGCAAAUACGUUGCCAAGGAGCGACGCGAAUUGGACAUGGUGUUUCAAUUCAAUCAUCUCAUUUUCGACUUUACCGAGGGGGAUAAGUGGACUAUCAGGAAGUGGGAGACUCCCGAAUUAGAAGCAGUGAUCAGAAGAUGGCAGCAGCACAUGCUUGGAAAUCACGGCUGGAACGCCAUCUUCUUCGAGAACCACGACCAGCCACGUUCGAUUGUACGUUGGGCGACCGACAAUAGCGAGUACAGAGAAGUGGCCGCGAAAAUGCUGGCGACAUUGCUGUUUUCUUUACGAGGAACAAUUUUCAUUUAUCAGGGCCAGGAACUCGGCAUGUCGCAUCCGCAAAGUUGGUCUAUUGAAGAUUAUCAAGAUGUGGAGACAAUAAAUUGGUAUCAGGAGGAAUACGAUAAACGAAAAAAAGAAAAUGGAGGUCGUGAGCCUGAUAUGACUAGCGCCCUGAAAGCCAUCCGUCUUCGAAGCCGUGACAAUGCCCGCGUGGUGAUCCCGUGGGACGAUAACCCUAACGGCGGUUUCUGCAACUCGGGAGUUACCCCAUGGAUCAAGCCGGACGAGCAAUACCAAACAAUUAAUGUGAAGAAGCAGGAUAAAAAUCCCGAGUCUGUUCUCAAUUACUAUCGACGAUUGAUAUUUCUUCGAAAGUGUCAGGUCAUGAUGUUCUACGGAGGAUAUACCCCUCUAGACAGCGAAAACAAGCAUGUGAUAGCUUUCCUACGUACUCAGGGCCCUUUUGCCAAUAUGACAUUAUGCAAUUUCUCCGACCAGGACACGAACUUUGACGUUCCACCUGAAGUUAGGCUUGAUUUUGCGGUGCUACUCGCUUGCAAUUAUGAUAUUGUCGAACCCAGGGUGCCAAAGAGAAUUAUUUUGCGGCCGUAUGAAGCAAGAUUAUACGGUAUUCGAUAG